Triticum urartu is the source of this 945-nucleotide messenger RNA. Its product is annotated as putative aquaporin PIP2-7. The record is from RefSeq and is a predicted model, not a curated record. Gene Ontology annotation, molecular function: channel activity. Gene Ontology annotation, biological process: transmembrane transport. NCBI's taxonomy places the organism in Eukaryota, Viridiplantae, Streptophyta, Magnoliopsida, Poales, Poaceae. Gene Ontology annotation, cellular component: membrane.
CCAAGCCGACCGACCAUGCCGCAGACGACCAUAGCGGCCAAGGAGGUGGAGAAGGUGGUCACCGCCGACGAAGAGACAACAGAUAUCGUCGUCCAUAGGGUGCCGUACGGGGACCCGCCAGCGGUCCGGGCGCUGGACACGAGCGAGCUUGGCACGUGGUCCCUGUACCGCGCCCUCAUCGGCGAGUUCACGGCCUCCCUCAUCCUCCUCUACGUGAGCAUCGCCACCGUCAUCGGGUACAGGAACCAGUCCUCCGCCGCCGACGAGCGGUGCACCGGCGUCGGCUACCUCGGCGUCGCCUGGUCCUUCGGCGCCACCGUCUCCGUCCUCGUCUACUCCACCAGCGGCGUCUCAGGUGGGCACAUAAACCCGGCGGUGACGUUCGCGCUCUUCAUGGCCGGGAAGGUGACGCUGGUGCGCGCGGUGCUGUACGUGGCGGCGCAGUGCCUCGGCGCCGUCGUCGGCGUGGGCGUCGUCAAGGGGAUCAUGAAGCACCCCUACGACGACCUGGGGGGCGGCGCCAACGCGGUGGCCGGGGGGUACUCGCUCGGGGCGGCCCUUGGCGCGGAGACCUUGGGCACCUUCGUCCUCGCCUACGCCGUCUUCUCCGCCACCGACCCCAAGCGCACCGCCCGCGACGCCUUCGUCCCCCUGGUGGCGGCGCUCCCGAUCGGCAUGGCGGUGUUCGUGGUGCACCUGGCCACCAUCCCGAUCACCGGCACGGGCAUCAACCCGGCGAGGAGCCUGGGCGCCGCCGUGCUGUACAACCAGCACGAAACCUGGAAGCAACACUGGAUCUUCUGGGUCGGGCCUUUCACCGGCGCGGCCAUGGCGGCGUUCUACCACAAGAUCGUGCUGCGCGACGGGGCUGUGGUGAAGGAGUCGCUGGCGGCGAUGGGCUCCUUCAAGAGGAACAGCUCCACUGCUUGAAGAUCGAUCGUGGAG